AUGCCAACCUGCCAACAGAAUUGGGAUCAGAUCAACCAAGAACAAAACCACCUCAUCCAGGAGCAGUAUGCAUUGUGCAAUGCACAGCCUGAGGGGUUGGAGGAUCAGCUUCAACAACAGCUUAACAAUGAACAGCUUGCUGCCUUCAACCAAGUACUUGCCUCAGUUCAAAAUGAUCUUGGGGUCACAUUCUUCCUUGAUGGACCUGUAGGGACUGGCAAAACAUUCCUGUACCAGACCUUAUGCACUACUCUCUGUGCUCAAGGGAAAAUUGUGAUAUGUGUUGCGUCCUCUGGAAUAGCUGCUCUGCUGCUUUCAGGAGGGAAGACAUCACAUUCUGUUUUCAAAAUCCCAAUUGAGAUCAAGGAGGACAAUACUUGCAAUAUCUCAAAGCGCUCAGAACUUGCUGCCCUUAUUGCAUGUACAGAUUUAAUCAUCUGGGAUGAAGUACCUAUGCAGCAUAGAUUCUGUGCUGAGGCAUUUAACCACACCUGCAAAGACAUUGCAUAUCAUCCAGACAAGCCAUUUGGAGGUAUCACUGUGGUUUUUGGAGCAGAUUUCCACCAAACCUUACCUGUUAUCCCCAAGGGAGCACCAGAGCAGACUGUUGUAGCAUGCCUCAAAGAGUCACCACUUUGGGCUGGCAUGGAGAAGAUGAGGCUCACCCGUAAUAUGCGCCUACAGCAUGGGGAUGCAGAGAUGGCUGAGUUUGCCACUAGGCUUUUAGGAAUUGGUGAAGGCCUUCAAAUUCCCCAGGGGACCAGCUCAUCUGAAACUGCAUUCAAGCAGUCCAUGUUAGUGGAAAGCAGAGACAGCUUAAUUAACAAGAUCUAUGGGAACCUUGAUCAACUCCCUCAGCUAAAUGAUGAAUACUUCUGUAGUUGCACUAUCCUUACACCUUGGAAUGAUGAUGUUUUGAUCCUGAACAAGAUAAUUCUCAGAAAAUUUCCAGGGGAAAUGCAGAUCUUCCACAGUGCUGACAAGGUCAUUUAUGAGGCUGCAGUGGAUGAUGAGAGGCUUGGGACAUUGUCAACAGAGUAUCUCAACUUCUUGAGCUCUGGAAGUAUUCCACUCUCAGAUCUGGAACUCAAAGAAGGCUGUCCUGUUAUGAUACUAUGCAAAUUAGCCUGUUCACAAGAUGUCUGCAAUGGAACCCAUGGCAUUGCUCUGAAGCAGGGAACACUGUAUUCACUCCAAGGAUCUCUCUAA
This is a messenger RNA of Rhizoctonia solani, 1209 nucleotides long. RefSeq names its product ATP-dependent DNA helicase PIF1. Gene Ontology annotation, biological process: DNA repair; telomere maintenance. The record is from RefSeq and is a predicted model, not a curated record. The transcript has 3 exons. Gene Ontology annotation, molecular function: DNA helicase activity. Lineage: Eukaryota; Fungi; Basidiomycota; Agaricomycetes; Cantharellales; Ceratobasidiaceae. The coding region runs from base 1 to 1209 and encodes 402 amino acids.